Messenger RNA from Liolophura sinensis, 2148 nucleotides. Its product is annotated as L-asparaginase-like. Gene Ontology annotation, molecular function: asparaginase activity; protein binding. The record is from RefSeq and is a predicted model, not a curated record. Lineage: Eukaryota; Metazoa; Mollusca; Polyplacophora; Chitonida; Chitonidae.
AUGAGAAAAUCGAUACCCAACCAUCUAAGCAAUCGGAUAUAUCUCCAGCUCAUCAGACAAAUACCCAGUUCCCCAGACAGAUACCCAGCUCCAACGACAAGCUCAGUUCCCCGGGCAGAUCCCCAUCUCCAACGACAAGCUCAGUUUCCCGGGCAGAUCCCCAGCUUCUCAGACAGAUCCCCGGAUUCCAGACAGAUCCCCAGCUCCCCAGACAAAUUCCCAGAUCCCCAGACAGCUCCCCAGCUCCCCAGAUAUAUCCCCAGCUCCCCAGAAAUGUCCCCAUGCAGCUCCCGGGGCCCAGUUCCCGGGAUAUAUGUCCAGCUCCCCAGACAUAUUCCCAGCUCCCCCAAGCAUAUUCUGAGCUCGCGACAUAUUCCCAGCUCCCUAGGCAUAUCUCAGCUCAGAUAUAUCCCCAGCUUCUCAGAUCCCAGUUCUCCAGACCCCUCAGGUUUUGAAAACAUUCCGCGGCCACUGACACUGAUCAAAGAGGACGUAAGAGACUUGAUCAAGGUCAAAUCUGAGGUGGCGGAGCGAAGCGUCUUGGUGUUAUAUACAAGUGGUACCAUAGGAAUGAAGGCGGGGGAAAAUGGAUAUGAACCGGAAGCGAAUUAUCUAUACAACGAGCUCAUUGAAAGUCCCUUGUUUCACGACCGAGAGUACGCUCUAAGGCAUGGCAUAACCCUAGACAAUAUGGAGGAAUUAUCCUCCUCUCUGUACCUCCCGACCCACAAAGGUACGGCUGUCUAUCUUGUGUCAUAUCUUACAUUCCUCAGGGCUUCAGAGAACGAGAUCUUUUGGGAAUGUUAUGACAAGUACGACGGCUUUGUCGUCCUUGACGGUACAGACACAAUGAUUUACACAGCAUCGGCUCUCUCCUUUAUCUGUGAGAACCUGGGCAAGCCCGUCAUUCUAACAGGAUCACAGAUUCCAAUAUUUAAAAUGAGGAGUGAUGGUCGAGAUAAUUUUCUCUCAGCGUUGAUGAUUGCCGGUCUCUACGACCUACCAGAGAUAAAAUCCCUUGUGAUGCUCUGCUUCAGUGAUAUUUACCGUGAGAGCCGUACUACUAAGAACGACACUUCCAGCUUCCGCGCUUAUGACUCUCCUAACUCUCCCCCGCUGGUCAACUUACAUAUAUUUGUCAAUGUGGACUGGUCUACAGUGUUCAGGAAUGGGGGUGUAAAGAAGUUCUCAACAAAAAUGUGCCAAAAUGUAGGGGUAUUUCGGCUUUUCCCAAGUAUUUCCGGAUGGUAUGUGCUCGUUUUCUUGGAACCUCCUAUACAGGGCGUGGUACUGCAGACGUGUGGGGCGGAAAAUGCUCCCCACGCCAGAGAGGAUCUUAUAACGCUCUUCAAAGAGGCCACAGCCCGGGGGAUUCUCAUACUCAAUAUAAGCCAGUGUCACCGUGGUGGUGUCGAGACUACAUAUGCCACGGGAAAGGCGUUACUCGAUGCUGGUGUCAUACCAGGAAGUGACAUGACCGCAGAAGCAGCUCUGACAAAGCUCAGUUAUGUCUUAGGGAAAUCCAAGUGGGACAUGCAAAGGAAACGAGAGAAAAUGAAGAAAAGUCUACGAGGGGAGAUGAAAGUGAUUCGCUCUGAAGUGUCCCUCAAAGAUAUUCAUCUGCUUCGAAGUUUGGCCAAAUCCAUGAGUUUAAGCACAUCACAGGAAAUCGUCCAGGUUCGGGAUGCUAUUUUCCCAACACUGAUGUGUGCUGCUGCUCACAGUGGUGACCUAAAGGCGCUGGAAAAGUUCCUGAAUAGCGGAAUUGAUAUAUCUGUUCCAGACUAUAACAAACGAACAGGUCUUCACGUCACCGCCUCUGAGGGCCAUUUGAACAUUGUCCAGUACUUCCUUAAGAACGGAGCGUCUGUCCACGCGAAGGACGGCGAGGGGAAAACACCCCUGAUAGACGCCAUCCGUGGGAAGCUUUUGGAAGUGAUACGUUUGUUGGUAAAGGCUGGAGCGAAAGUAUCAAUUCCGCUCACUAAACUAGCCAUGGAACUUUGUUGCGCUGCGUCGAUGGAGGACAUGCCAUUAUUAGAGGCCUGGUGUGAAGCGGGGGCGGAUAUUAACGUGUCAGAUUUUGACCUGCACACACCCCUUAAUGUAGUAAGUUCCUCACGCACUAUAGGCGUGCACUAUAAUUAA